GGACUACGUCACUACGCACAAACGCAACCGCAGACAGGAAUUUUUUCUGAAGGAAAAGUGAGAUAGACGAACUAGAUGAAGCUAAUGGCGAGCUCACUGAUCCACGUGCGGCCGCUAGCGUCCGCCGCCGCUUCAUCUUUCCUCCGCACUUCCCGUCUGGUACCUCAGCCGCCGGACCUCAUAAAGUGGGUCCGUCGAGAAGGCGGGUUUGUGCACCAGUCAGUAAAGAUAGCAUUUUUGGAGGAGGAGAAGCCCAACGGGCUCGGGCUCGGGCUCGUUGCCUCUGAGGAUAUCAAAAAGGGAUCCGACCUCAUUGUUCUUCCCGACCACAUUCCUCUCAGAUUCGAAGCAAAAUAUGCCGAAUCCUCUGCUCUUACUGACUUAGCUCGAUAUGUUCCCGAGGAACUGUGGGCUAUGAAAUUGGGUUUGAGGCUUCUGCAAGAAAGAGCAAAAAAGGGUUCCUUUUGGUGGCCAUACAUCAGCAAUCUCCCCGAAACUCAUAGCGUGCCCAUUUUCUUCCCCGGGGAGGAUAUCAAGAACUUACAGUAUGCACCUCUCCUUCAACAGGUGAAUAAGAGGUGCCGCUUUCUUCUUGAAUUCGAUAAAUUGGUAAAAGAUGCACUUGAAAAUGUCGAAUUGGAUGACCACCCUUUUGGAGGGCAAGAGAUAGAUGCAUCAGCACUUGGAUGGGCGAUGUCGGCUGUUUCAUCUAGAGCUUUCCGUUUGUAUGGCAGCAAGCGUCCAGAUGGGACCCGUGACGAUGCUCCUAUGUUGCUUCCGCUAAUAGACAUGUGCAACCACAGCUUCGAGGCGAAUGCUAAAAUAAUACAAGAAAAAGAAGCAAGCAAGGAGAACAUGCUCGUAAAGGUGAUUGCUGGGGCACAGAUUAAACAAAAUGAACCCCUAGAGCUCAAUUAUGGCUGCUUGAAUAAUGAUUUGUUUCUUCUUGAUUAUGGGUUUGUCAUCCCCUCGAACCCGUAUGAUUGUAUUGAACUCAAAUACGACCCAGCACUUCUCGAUGCUGCAAGCAUGGCUGCUGGAGUUUCAUCCCCGAAUUUCUCUUCACCAACGCCAUGGCAGCAACAACUUCUUUGCCAACUAAAACUAGAUGGCGAGAAUCCCGAUCAUAAGGUGAGGAUCGGAGGAUCAGAGCUGGUAGAGGGGAGGCUGCUGGGCGCGUUGAGAGUUCUCCUCUGCAACGACAGAGCAGCAGUAGAAACUGGUGAUGUAAACACGCUGAAAUCUGCGAGGGCGCAGGCUCCUCUAGGAAUAGCAAACGAGGCAGCUGCAUUUCGCACCAUAAUCGCUCUCUGUGUAAUCGCUCUGCAGCAUUUCCCCACCAAGAUCAUGGAAGACGAACCCCUGCUCCAACAGAACGUCUCCGCCACAACAGAGCUAGCCGUCCGCUACAGAAUCCAGAAGAAGUCCCUCAUCAUUGAUGCCAUGCGGAAUUUCACCAACAAACUGAGGCAUCUUUCGUCGCAGGAAUCCGUCGUCUCUCAAUACUAAUCGGACAAUAACAAUCUCAUUUCGUGUCCCCUUUUUUGGUAGCGUCAAUUGUAUGUACGGACUUUUGCAAUACAAAAAGAGGCCUCAGUGAAUGUUAUUACAUCAUUGUGCCUCAUCGCAUUUACAGCCAAACUAGUGGAAUGAAAUAACCUUUUAUAUGAAAGGUAAUCUGAUUACCUUAAAA
Salvia miltiorrhiza (redroot sage) is the source of this 1693-nucleotide messenger RNA. RefSeq lists its product as uncharacterized. NCBI's taxonomy places the organism in Eukaryota, Viridiplantae, Streptophyta, Magnoliopsida, Lamiales, Lamiaceae. Gene Ontology annotation, biological process: peptidyl-lysine monomethylation. Gene Ontology annotation, molecular function: protein-lysine N-methyltransferase activity; protein binding. The record is from RefSeq and is a predicted model, not a curated record.